Messenger RNA from Pomacea canaliculata, 1891 nucleotides. RefSeq lists its product as uncharacterized. Bases 211 to 816 code for a protein of 201 amino acids. The record is from RefSeq and is a predicted model, not a curated record. Lineage: Eukaryota; Metazoa; Mollusca; Gastropoda; Architaenioglossa; Ampullariidae. The transcript has 7 exons.
GUACUGGGCAGACGGUGGCACACAAAAUGUAGGCUGGGUGGAUUUGGAAGGGAGGAAAACUUCUGUGAUUCUACACAAAAAUAACUCACUCUUCUACGGCAUGGACAUCUAUCUGAACGACAUCUUCAUAUCAGACUGGGACUUUUUAUAUAGCAAUCAGUCAAUCAAAACACACAUAUAUCGCUAUGGAGUUGAUGGGACUUACCGGGCAUGGGUUAUGAAGGCUCAAGGACAAUGAAUGAUAUCCGUGUCUUCACAGAGGAAACAGAAGAUAAAGGGCCAAAUGGAUGUGGAAACAACAACGGUGGUUGCAGUUACAUCUGUAUACCGACUCCUAAUAACAGAAGUAAAUGUCUUCCUCAUGGCACAGAAGCCGGAGCGGAAUCUGCCAGCACCAACACUGUGAUCAUCACUGUUGUCUGCGUUGUGGCUGGUGUUGUAAUAGUUGCUGUCGUUGUCGCACUCGUCGUUGUGUUCAAACUAAGACGUAAAAGCGAUGACAAAGAAGAUGUGGCUUUCAUACGAGGAGGGACCAAGCCUGAUAUCCCAUUGGAGCCACGGCCUGCCACAUCAUAUUCGGCCUUUGAUGUUGCUGACAACAUUUACAGCAAAUCUCGACUUGGUAAAAGCGGAAACAGCUCUAAUGACAAAGGUGAGAGCAGCAGCCAACAACAUGUGAGGUUCACCAAGGGGAAGCGACUUCCUUACAUGGCAAAUAGGGAACAAGCGACCGCACCUAGUGACGGUUAUUCGAAUCUGGGCGAUGAAGAAGAACGUGUUUCUAAGGAUUUUCAUUCCGGUGACGAAACAGAGUGAGUGGGAGACGAACCACUCGCUGUACAGCUUUCAGUUUAACUUCCGACAUCACCGACAACUGAGCACAAAGCCGAAGCUUCUGAAACUUUCGGAUGACGAAUCCACAGCAGCGGAUCUACUUUUUGUGUCUGAUGAAACAAAUUAGAUUAUUUUUGCUAGCGUUAAAAUAACUAAUACCAUGUAAUGAAAUAAUGAAAAUGACUAGAAUGUCUUUUUUGUAUUCGACGAAGCCUUUAAAUAUUCUUUGAGCUGACUUGGGAGCCACAUAAGCAGUUAAUCUAUUUUUUUGUGUGUAUUUUUGAUUUGUAGCACAGGACAAUGGCAACAGAAUAGAGAGUCAAACUAUUUGCCUAGCAAUUAAUAACUAGAGAUAAGUUGAUGAUAAAAUGGUUAUUUUGUCUGUGCUAGGGAUCAUGUUUUCUAUGUUUUGUAUUAUUAAAUUAUGUUAUCUUAUUAAUCAAACACAUCUUUACGUUAAAUAUUAAAAUGCUUACAAUACGCUAUAAUAUAAAUGCCAAUUGUAAGAAAACUUAGUUGUUACUGAAAAUAAUGUAAAGAACGAAUCUUGUAAUAGUGAUUGUGACCAUUCUACACACCAACUGUCACUUGGUAAUUCAACUGGCGAGCCUCUGGGUUUGAAAGAUUGAGCUCGAACUGCUCGGAGAUAUAUAUCUCUCUGUACAUGUACCAUGUUUACAGACCUACGGUCGAAACACGUAGAGCAUUUUCUAAAUGCGAUUUACAAUUUUUAAUUUUAAAUAUUUUUAGCGUACAAUAAAUUCUUGGGGAUAUUUUUAUGCCGUAGAAAUAUCACAAGAAAUACACCUUAAAGUGAGUGUCACACGGUGGACUGUGGUGUGACAACAGUUGCUGGUUUGACAUAAACACCAAUUCUUUCUCCCUACUAUAGUGACCUUCAUACCUCCCACUGCUCCCUCCUACAGUAUACGUUAUCUUGCAGUUCAUGAUGUUGUUUAGGUAUGCACAUUGGUUAUUUUAAUGUUUUUGUGUUAUUUUAACAUUUCUGCUAAUGUAAUUGUUUUUUCCCAGUUUACCUCAUAAAAUGACUUAAGAA